AUGUGGGCGGCUCAGUGGGUAAUGUCUCGUCAGUUGGUGGAGCUGUUGUGGGCUCUGACGUCGGCGGCUCAGUGGGUGAUGGCUCGUCAGUUGGUGGAGCUGUUGUGGGCUCUGAUGUGGGCGGCUCAGUGGGUAAUGUCUCGUCAGUUGGUGGAGCUGUUGUGGGCUCUGACGUCGGCGGCUCAGUGGGUGAUGGCUCGCAAGGCAGUCGUGGGCACUGACGAAGGUGGUAUGGUUGGUUCGUCUGUUGUUGGGAAAGAGGAGUUGUAG
Messenger RNA from Aphanomyces astaci, 270 nucleotides. RefSeq lists its product as hypothetical. Lineage: Eukaryota; Oomycota; Saprolegniomycetes; Saprolegniales; Verrucalvaceae. The record is from RefSeq and is a predicted model, not a curated record. The transcript has 3 exons. The coding region runs from base 1 to 270 and encodes 89 amino acids.